Molecule: messenger RNA, 3540 nt
Organism: Syzygium oleosum
Lineage: Eukaryota; Viridiplantae; Streptophyta; Magnoliopsida; Myrtales; Myrtaceae
Product: disease resistance protein L6-like
Exons: 5
Coding region: 1-3540 (1179 amino acids)
Biological process (GO): signal transduction; defense response
Molecular function (GO): protein binding; ADP binding
Source: RefSeq, a predicted model, not a curated record
AUGGGCUUCCUAGUUAUGGCAAACUUAGAGCCAGGAACUAUUAGUGAUGCUCCCCCAGAAUUAGGAGGUGAGUACCAAGUGUUCUUGAGUUUUCGAGGACCAGACACUCGUCAUGGAUUCACAGACUUUCUCUAUCAUGGUUUGCAUGAUGCGGGAGUCCGCGUAUUCAGGGAUGAUGAGGAACUCCGCGUUGGUGAAGUGAUUGGUAAGAACCUUCUAAGUGCUAUCGACAACUCCACACUCUUCAUACCCAUCUUCUCUCCAACUUAUGCUUCCAGUAAAUGGUGCCUUCGUGAGCUUGCUCACAUAAUAUUCACUGUGUCCAAGUCAGAGGUUCAUAAAAGUAUCCUUCCCAUUUUUUUUCAUGUGAAAGCUGAGGAUGUUAAACUUAAAACUCCACUAUAUAGCCAUGCUUUAGAGAAACAUAAGGAGGAGUUUCCCGACGAAGUCGAGGCGUGGAGAGCAGCUCUUGUAGAGGUAGGCAAAAUUAAGGGAUGGAACGUGAAAAAGGACCAAGGCCAAGCAAUGACUGUCAAAACGGUUGUUAAAGAGGUUUUGCAGAAGCAGGAGAUAAAACAAAAAUCAGUGACUGAACAUUUAGUUGGAGUUGAUGACAGGAUUAAUAACUUGAUAGAGUCAUUAAAUGUCAACCAUCCUGAUGUGCAGUUCAUUGGAAUUUACGGAAUGGGUGGCAUCGGUAAAACAACAGUUGCCAAGGUCAUCUUCAAUCAACUAUCUUCCCACUUUGGAAAGUGUUGCAGCUUCCUUGAGGAUGUUCGAGAAAGUUCGUCGACCAAGGAGGGCAUAGUCCAGCUGCAAAAAAAGUUACUAUGUGAUAUUGUUGGUUCUGGAUCUGCAGAAAAAGUCAUUAAUAGUGAUCACGGAAUGAGGAUGAUUGGAAAAAUACUCCGCACUAAGAAGGUCCUUGUGGUUCUGGAUGAUGUUGAUAAUAAAGAGCUCAUUAGGAAACUAUUAGGCAAUGAUAUAUUACAUUCAGGAUCUAGGAUAAUCAUUACAACGAGAAUUACAACUGUUCUGGAAGUUAAGGGAUUUGAAGUAAAACGGUACGAGAUGCAAAAGAUGGAUGAUGAUUCUGCACAUCAGCUUUUUUGUCGGCACUCCUUUGGUAGAGACUCUCCUUCGAAUAAUUAUCAUGGGCUUUCAAAGGAAAUUGUCUCAAGUAUGGGAGGGCUUCCUUUGGCUAUUGAAGUAGUAGGUUCGUUACUUUAUCACAAAGAAAAAGCAUUUUGGGAAGAGACAUUGCUCAAGUUAAGGAGAGUACAUGAGAAAGAGAUUUUAAAGAAGUUGAGGAUUAGCUAUGAUGACCUAAGCAAAGAUCAACAGGAGAUUUUUCUCGAUAUAGCAUGCUUCUUUGUCAAUGAGAAGAAGACUGAUGCAAUUUACGUGUGGACCCAUCCUGAAAGUUAUCCUGUCACAGGAAUUGAUAUGCUUACCAAUAGGUGCUUGAUAAAGAUAUUAGACAAUGGUAAGUUCUGGAUGCAUGAUCAACUCAUAAAGCUGGGAAGGCAAAUUGUCUGUGAAGAAAGUCCAAAUGACCUUGGAAAGCAAAGUAGGUUGUGGAUUGCAAAAGAGGCUCUUGAAAUCAUAAGAACCAAGGAGAGGAAGGACAAGGUUCGAGCGCUUGAGAUAGAUGGAUUGGGUGACUCCAUAACGAUCACAAAGAAAGAGUUUGAAAGGUUACAUAACCUAAGAUUCCUAAAGUUAGGUAAUGGGACGUUUGCUGGGGACCUUGCAAAGUGUCGUUCAAAGUUGAGAUGGAUUUCUUUGCAUUCUCCUCAUAAGAAUUUUAGGGCGGACAAUAUGUCAUUGGAUCAUCUUCUUGUUUUCAAACUUGAAAGCAAUGGCUUCACGGAUGAUGCAAAGGCAUGGGAGUUGAUCAAGAGUGCACGGAAUUUGAAAGUUCUAUCUCUUACUCGAUGUAAUGGCAUUACGACAAUCCCGGACAUAUCUAAAUGCUUGGGUUUAGAGAGGUUGACUCUUGCAUUCUGCAAAAAGCUACGGAGAAUUGAAAACUUCAUAGGAGAACUAAAUUUGUUGAUUGAGUUAGAGAUUAAAAGCUGCAUCCAUCUUAUAGAUUUGCCUAAAGAAGUGGAGGCACUAGUGAAGCUUGAGCGCUUCUCAUUGUUGGGAUGUUCUGAGUUGAAAAAACUUCCGGUCUCACUUGGGUCUUUAACCUCAUUGAUAGAGUUAGACUUAUCAGACACAAGGAUAAGGGAACUUCCCAACUCCAUUGGAAAGUUGGAAUCACUACGCGUAUUGCGUUUACCAAAAUCAUCUCCGGAGAAUCAUGUUUGGCAGUUACCUAAUAGCAUCAGCAUGUUGAAAAAUCUUGUAGAGCUGGAUCUCUCUGGGCGUGAUCAAAUGAAAGGUGAAAUUCCUGCUGGAAUUGGAGAAUUGUCAUAUUUAAGAACCCUAAAUUUGAAGGGCACCCUUAUUUGCGGAAUUCCAGGGACUGUCAACAAGCUUCAACACCUUCAAACACUCAACUUAAGAGAUUGUCAUAAGGUUCAAGAGUUGCCGGAGCUUCCCACAAGCUUAACAUGUCUGCUUUUUCAAUCUGAAUCAUUGCUCUCGGUCCCUAAUCUGUCGAACCUUACAAAUUUGGUUGAACUGCUACUAGGUGAUGGCUCUCGUAAUACUAGCAAAUCAAACCUAAGCAAAGGAUCGGGUGAUGGCUCUCGCAACUUACGGUGGAUUGGGAGGUUAUCUAGACUGAAAAAGUUGGAGUUAAAUCUGCUUGACGUCCCCGCACCUCCAGAGUUGGCUGACGUUUCUCAUCUGGAAGAGCUAAUUUUGUCUCGCCUAGACCUAGGUAAGUUGCAGCUUCCGUCCUCUCUGCGGAGAUUGAAAUUACUAUUCUUUAGGAUUAGGUGGGCGGAGGAACUUCCCUCCUACUUGAGAUUGAGAAAUUUGUCGACUUUACAGCUCUCUAAUGGUGAAGUGGAAGACAUCCCACUCGGUGGACUUCCACAAUUGGAGAACUUAAUUGUUAACCACUGUAAACUGCUUAAGAGAUUGUCCUUUCCUUCAGGAUUAGAUAAGCUCCGGCAAGCGCGCGUGUCACAUUGUCGAGGGCUAGUUGAGAUACAAGUUUUGGAACUGUCGAAAUCAUUGGAAUCCUUCACCGUUUUUAUGUGCAAAUCUCUGACAAAAAUAGAUGGGUUAUCAAACUUAAAGAACCUGGAGAAGUUGCAAAUCGAAAGGUGUGGGGCACUCACUAAUGUUGAGGGCCUCGACAAGCUCGAGUCUCUGAAAUUCUUGCAGGUCAUAAACUGCCCGUCUUUGAAAAAAUUGAUUGAUGCAUCUGGCAUGAAUAUGCCAGAUGAUUGCCUUGUCCAAAUACAGCGUUGUGGAGACUUUAUCAAAGAUUCUAGACCGAGCUACGGCUACCAAUCAGGAAUCUCUUUGAAGUGUUACAGAAAGGACAGUCAUGAACCUCCAUCAAAGCUUAGAACCAGGAAAAACAGGACGCGAUCUGCUUCCAAGUCAAGAAAGGUGCGACAUCUUCAUCAAUUAUAG